CUUCUGCCCGUGUCUUCGUGCACUCUCUGCUGUUGUUGCUCAGUCCCCACCUCUCUGCUCUGCGCGCGCACGUUAGCCAGCCCCAGUGAGUGCGCAGGUUAGCCAGAGACGAGACAGCGACCGCCGUCGUAAGCCUCCGCCACCGCCAUGGAUCCCCUUCGCCGUCCUUUCCUGUUGCUCGGGCUCAUCUGCAUUGCUGUCGUCGCCGGGGUCUCCGCUCAAGGCCCGGCCACCUCUCCCCCCGCCACGCCUGUUCCUCCCACGCCCCCCACUCCCACCUCCUCUCCGCCCCCCACCACCACCCCUCCGCCGUCGAAUGCCCCUCCUCCUACCGUGACUUCUCCGCCUCCGGCGACCUCUCCUCCUCCCGCGACUCCGCCUCCGGUGGCCUCCCCACCCCCGGCUACUCCGCCGCCGUCCACUCCGCCCCCCGUCAGCGCUCCCCCGCCGGCUACUCCCCCUCCCGCCACGCCCCCUCCCGCCACUCCGCCUCCCGCUACUCCCCCUCCCGCCACUCCUCCCCCGGCGACUCCACCUCCCGCAACCCCACCCCCGGCCACGCCGCCUCCGGCCGUCCCGCCUCCCGCUCCCCUCGCGUCUCCGCCGGCCCUCGUCCCUGCUCCGGGCCCGGCGAAGAAGCCGAUGUCUCCGGCGCCAUCUCCUGCGCUGCUGAGCCCUCCGUCGCCGCCGACAGAGGCUCCCGCCCCAACCCUCAGCAUAGGUGCUCCAGGCCCGUCGCAGAGUGAUCAGAGUGGGGUAGAGAAGAUCUUGCCUGUGCAGAAGAACAUGGUGGGCAGCUUGGUUUUGGGCUGGGCUGUCAUGGGGUUGCUACUCUAGAGCUAUAUAUGAUCUACACGUUGAUGAUUUAGUCCUAUUCACACCUGUCUUCAUACUACGUUGUUUUACUAUCUUUGAUGGGACUCUACUGCAUGUAUUUUGAGCUCUUUUUGUUGUAUUAUUUUUACACAUUUGAGUUGGAUUCUUUGGGAGAGAAUUUUUUAGGGGGGAGGCUUCUGUUGUGGAGGAGAUUUGUUGUUUGCAUGGGGCUUGUUAACUAG
Messenger RNA from Rhodamnia argentea, 1058 nucleotides. RefSeq names its product classical arabinogalactan protein 9. Bases 148 to 837 code for a protein of 229 amino acids. Gene Ontology annotation, cellular component: plasma membrane. Lineage: Eukaryota; Viridiplantae; Streptophyta; Magnoliopsida; Myrtales; Myrtaceae. The transcript is spliced from 2 exons. The record is from RefSeq and is a predicted model, not a curated record.